AUGGUUCGCUUCUACAGAGUCUCCGCUGCGACCCUCGUCACCGCCGCCACCGUCUCCGCCAUCCCCAUCCCAUGCCUCCUUCCCUUCCUCAGCGGCGCUGGUAGCCUCCUGGGAAGCUCCGGCCUGGGUGCCAGUCUCGGUCUCGGUGGCAGUGCCAGCGGCAGCGGCAGCGCCGACUUGGGCGCCAGCCUUGGUGGUAGCGGCAGCGGUAGUGGAAGUGCUGGUGCUGGUCUCGGUGCUGACCUCGGCGCCGGUCUGAGCGGCAGCGCUGGUCUGGGUGCCCUUCUGGGCGGUGGUGCCGGUGCCAGUGCUACCGGUGCUGCGGGUGCUGGUGCUUCGGGAGCUGCCGGUCUUGGUGGCUCCGCUGGCCUGGGUGGAUCUGCUGACCUGGGCGCUGAUCUGGGUGCCGGUCUUGGUCUGGGUGGAAGUGGCAGCGCCGGUGCCGGUCUUGGUGCCAGUGCUACUGGCGCUGCUGGUGCUGGUGCCUCGGGCUCUGCUGGCCUGGGCGCUGGCCUUGGUGGAUCUGCUGGCCUCGGUGGCUCUGCUGGUCUGGGUGGUAGCGCUGGUCUCGGCGCUGGUCUGGGUGGAAGUGCCACUGGUGCUGCUGGUGCCGGUGCUUCUGGCGCUGCUGGCCUCGGUGGCUCUGCUGGCCUGGGUGGCAGCGCCGGCCUUGGUGCUGGUCUUGGAGGAAGUGCUACUGGCUCCGCUGGCGCUGGUGCUUCCGGUGCUGCUGGUCUCGGCGGUUCCGCCGGUCUUGGUGGCUCCGCCGGUCUUGGUGGCUCUGCCGGUCUGGGCGCUGGUCUCGGUGGCAGCGCUACCGGUUCUGCUGGCGCGGGUGCUUCCGGCGCUGCUGGCCUUGGUGCUGGCGCCGGCCUUGGAGGAAGUGCUACCGGAUCUCUCGGUGCCGGUGCCUCGGGUGCUGCUGGCCUCGGUGGCUCUGCUGGCCUCGGUGGUAGCGCUACCGGUGCUGCUGGUGCUGGUGCCUCCGGCGCUGCUGGCCUUGGUGCUGGUGCCGGUCUUGGAGGAAGUGCUACCGGAUCUCUCGGUGCCGGUGCCUCGGGUGCUGCUGGCCUUGGUGGCUCUGCCGGUCUUGGUGGUAGCGCUACCGGUGCUGCUGGCGCUGGUGCUUCCGGCGCUGCUGGUGCUGGUCUCGGUGCUGGUCUUUCCGGCUCUGGAUCUACUGGUCUCGGUGCUGGCGCUGGUCUUGGUGCCAGCCCCAGUGGCAGCGUCGGUGCUAGCCCUAGCGCUAGUGCUGGUCUUGGUGCCGGCCUUUCUGGAUCUGGCUCCGCUGGUCUCUCUGGAUCUGGAUCUGCUGGCCUCGGUGCGGGUGCUGAUCUCGGUGCUUCCGGCGAUGCCUCGGGUGAUGUGAGCGGCAGCGGAUCCGGCUCUGCUUCUCUCGGUGCCGGAGCUUCUGGCAGCGGCGAUGACGAUACUGACGUCGGUGUUUCCCCCACCACUGCGGAAGCUCCCAGCGCCACCACCACUUGGGUCAGUGCCUCCACCAGCGUCUCUCUCGGUCCUUACGGCGGCGCCAGCGGCAGCAUCACGGCUGGAGGAUCCACGGGCGGCGACGACAGCGACGAUUCCGAUGCCGGAGCUGAUGCCGAUGCAGAUGCGGAUGCUAGCGCGGAUGCAGACGCCUCUGCCAGCGCGGAUGCCGAUGCCUCUGCCAGCGGUAGCGGAAAUGCUGAUGCCAACGCUAGUGCUGGGGCCUCCGUUAGUGGUAGCGCUGAGGCCUCUGCUAGCGCUAAUGCGAAGGCUUCUGCGUCCCUGAACUUCUCUGCUUAA
Aspergillus tubingensis is the source of this 1788-nucleotide messenger RNA. Its product is annotated as transcription factor domain family protein. Bases 1 to 1788 code for a protein of 595 amino acids. Lineage: Eukaryota; Fungi; Ascomycota; Eurotiomycetes; Eurotiales; Aspergillaceae. The record is from RefSeq and is a predicted model, not a curated record. The transcript has a single exon.